AUGAGCCGCACACAGAAAAAAGCACUAGUGGUUAUCUUCCCCGGGUUCAACGUUCUCGAUGUGAGCGGUCCAGUUUCAGUACUUUACAAUUCGGACUUCUCCGUUAGCUAUGCUGCGAAGGAUGAACUCACAACAUCUCAAGAGAGCGCAACAAUUAAGAGAGACAUAUCCCUUGCUGAAGCCAAACUUCAUCUGUCAGAUUAUGAAAUAUUGAUCGUCCCUGGCUCACGGCCAAAUAAUAUCCUGCCGCACAUGGAACCCGAACAGGGGCAGCUAUCAGAGCUUGUUAAAUUUAUCGCCUGUUUUGCAUCUGACACAGAUCAAGAUAACGUACGGCAGCGUACCAUCUUGGCAGUUUGCAUUGGAGCCUACCUCUUAGCCUCUGGGGGUGUACUUGAUGGCCUCACUGCAACUACACACCGUCUUGCGCUCCCCGGGCUACGAGGUGCGACUCAACAUUAUCUGGAUCAAACUCCCGGUGCGAAGGGUACUAGAAUCGUCCCCGAAGAUCCCUCAGACCUGGUUUCUUAUUUGGAUGCUGGCCUGAACCAGUUCGGAGUCAGAAUCAUCACGACAGGCGCUAUGGUCAAUGGCAUCGAUGCCGCAUUGCAUUUCGUCAGCCUUGGUUUGAGUCGAUCACUUGCAAUUGAGGUCGCAGAGAUCAUGGGGCAUCGAUGGAAGGAUAUAUAG
This is a messenger RNA of Penicillium crustosum, 690 nucleotides long. RefSeq lists its product as uncharacterized. The record is from RefSeq and is a predicted model, not a curated record. Lineage: Eukaryota; Fungi; Ascomycota; Eurotiomycetes; Eurotiales; Aspergillaceae. Bases 1 to 690 code for a protein of 229 amino acids. The transcript has a single exon.